Molecule: messenger RNA, 441 nt
Organism: Pocillopora meandrina
Lineage: Eukaryota; Metazoa; Cnidaria; Anthozoa; Scleractinia; Pocilloporidae
Source: the annotation of a GenBank genome assembly
AUGGAAAAUGGAAAAUCUCGUAAGUUUGUCUCGGGCUGGCUGAAAAGAUUUCCAUGGCUAGCUUACUCCAAAUAUUUCGAUGGAGCAUUUUGUUUAGCUUGUGUUUGUUUUGGAGUUCAGUGUGGGCGAAACGCUAAUAAGUUAGACAAAUUAUUGAAGUCUCCUCUCACAAAUUGGACUUCGGCCGCUUCUCGCUUAACCAAACACUCGCUAGGAAAUUGUGAAAUUCACAAUUUUUCUAUGACUGCUAUGAAUGAUUUCAAGAGAAUGAUGCAAAGAGGAGCUGUCCCAAUUGACCAGCAGUUAAAUAACAUAGUUCAACAGCAAAUCGCGAGAAAUCGGGAGAUUCUAAAGUCCCUUUUCAAAACUAUUAUUUUCUGUGGGAAAACAACAUCCCACUCAGGGGGGAGAGAGAUGAUGAUCCCACUAAUGUUGCCCUAA